AUGAAACUUCAUUUUUGCCCUCAAUGUGAACAAAGCUCUCCGUCUGUGCACGCUUUCGUUUCUUCCAGGAGACUGGAACAAGAAUUGGCACCACUCGAGCUCAGCUGUCAGACGUUCUCACGGCACAAGCAGGUGAUUUUACUCCGGUUUCUACAAAGGUUGGAGUCGCCACUGCUACAUCAUGUCAAACGUUGGAUUGCUUCGGCAGAGGCCCAACACUCCUACACCGUCGCUGCCUGUACCUGUACUACUAUUUUCACAGUUCUUAGGUUUUGCUUUGCCAAUCGCUCACAUUGUAAUCGGGUCUCUGUAUCUCAAUGAGUGUCCGCGGCAGCGCUACAUCCCCAUCUACCUGAUCGUGGGGGGGGUCUUUGGUUUGGUCAUUGCGCUGCUCUCCUGCCUCCCCUGCACCCAGAGGGAGGAGGAUGACAGCAACCCAGACCCCCCCGGCUGCCUCUACUCCACCUGGACGUCACUGACCAAGCUCUUCCUGUUCUGCUGGUUCAUUGCUGGUAAUGUGUGGAUCUACUCUAUUUACCAGCCCGACUAUGUCAAGAACCCAGCCAGCCCGGAGCUGUACUGCAACAAAACGCUGUACCUGUUUGCCUUCUGGGUCACCACCAUGGGCUACAUCUUCGCGGGUCUGUCCUUUGUACUGGGCUUAUGCUUCAUGCUCUGCUCCUGCUUGUGUCGUCUAGCUGUUUCUGACGACGACGUGUAGCGGCCGAGUUGCACUUAGUACUUCAGUACUACUACUCUAAUGCACAGCCUGUUUUACGGACUCGAAGUUUAUAUUUUACAAUUAAGUCGUCAUCAUUCCAGAACUGGAAGGGAGAAAUCACCAAACCACUGCUGUCUCUGCUUUUGUUUGUCGUUAUUUAAUGUGCUCAGAAUCAGCAACGCUGGUAUUCUAGGCUGUAAUAGAUUGUGUUUGUCCAGUAAAAGUUUCAAUAGGUUGUGAAAAUGUCUUUUGGUUGCAUUCUUAAAAAAUAAACUACCAUAAUUGUGGUAUGCUUCCUUAUGAA
Messenger RNA from Betta splendens (Siamese fighting fish), 1025 nucleotides. RefSeq names its product transmembrane protein 272-like. Lineage: Eukaryota; Metazoa; Chordata; Actinopteri; Anabantiformes; Osphronemidae. The record is from RefSeq and is a predicted model, not a curated record. Bases 182 to 721 code for a protein of 179 amino acids. The transcript has 5 exons.